Larimichthys crocea (large yellow croaker) is the source of this 7669-nucleotide messenger RNA. RefSeq names its product mediator complex subunit 13a (gene med13a). The record is from RefSeq and is a predicted model, not a curated record. Gene Ontology annotation, biological process: positive regulation of transcription by RNA polymerase II. The transcript is spliced from 30 exons. Gene Ontology annotation, cellular component: mediator complex. Bases 116 to 6625 code for a protein of 2169 amino acids. Gene Ontology annotation, molecular function: transcription coactivator activity. NCBI's taxonomy places the organism in Eukaryota, Metazoa, Chordata, Actinopteri, Sciaenidae.
CUUUUUUUUUUUUUUUUUUUUUUUUUUUUUUUUAUUUUCCCCGGGAAGUGAAAUGAUGGAGAGUUGGAUCUCGCAGUGAAGAAGAAGAACAAGAAGAACAAGAAGAAAGAGAAGGAUGAGUUCUUGUUAUGUACCAAACGGGGCCAGCUUGGAGGAUUGCCAUUCCAAUCUAUUCUGUCUGGCUGACUUGACAGGGAUCAAAUGGAAGAGGUUUGUGUGGCAGGGUCCCACCUCUGCUCCCAUCCUCUUCCCGGUGACAGAAGAGGACCCCAUCCUAUGCAGCUUCAGCCGCUGCCUGAAGGCGGACGUGCUGAGUGUAUGGCGGCGCAGUCAGCGGCAAGGCCGGAGGGAGCUUUGGCUCUUUUGGUGGGGGGACGACCCCAACUUCGCAGAUCUCAUCCACCAUGAGCUUGCAGCCGAGGAUGACGGGCUCUGGGAGAACGGCCUUUCCUACGAAUGUCGCACGCUGCUGUUCAAAGCCAUCCACAACUUGCUGGAGCGCUGCCUCAUGAAUCGCAGCUUCGUUCGCAUCGGCAAGUGGUUUGUCAAGCCCUACGAGAAGGAUGAGAAGCCCAUCAACAAGAGCGAGCACCUAUCCUGCGCCUUCACUUUCUUCUUGCAUGGCGAGAGCAACGUAUGCACCAGUGUGGAGAUCAACCAGCACCAGCCUGUCUACCAUCUGACGGAGGAACACCUCACUCUUGCUCAGCAGGCGUCCAGCCCCUUCCAAGUGAUCCUGAGUCCUUUCGGCCUCAACGGGACACUCACUGGCCAGUCGUUCAAGAUGUCAGACCCACCCACCCAGAAGCUGAUCGAGGAGUGGAACCAGUUCUAUCCCAUCAGCCCCAGCGCCAAGGAGGGUGUGUCGGAGGACAAGGUGGAGGACAUGGACUGGGAGGAUGACUCUCUGGCCUCUGUGGAGGUCCUCGUAGGUGGUGUGCGGAUGGUGUACCCAGCCUGCCUUGUGCUGGUACCUCAGUCAGACAUCCCUGUUGUGGCCCCUGUGGGGUCCUCCCACUGCACUGCCGUCUACCCGGGUGGCCACCAAGUGCCUGCUUCCCAGCGAGAGCCCGCCAUGUCUUUGGUGACCCUCACCCCUCCCACAUCGCCUGAGGAGGCACAGACAGUGGACUCUCACUCGGCCCAGAAGUGGGUUAAGAUGCCUUCAUCCUCCGAUGCGUUCAGCGUGGACAGAACAAGUCACCAUGGAGGCAAGAUUCCACGCCGGCUUGCCAGUCAGGUGGUGGAGCGCGUCUGGCAAGAGUGCAAUAUCAACCGAGCCCAGAACAAGCGGAAGUUCUCAGCUGCAACCAACGGUACCUGUGACGAGGAGCUGAGUGAGAAAGUGGGAGCCUGGGAUUUCGUAGAGCAUUCACAGAGGUCAUACUGCAGUUGUUCCAGAUAUAAGUCGGUGAAGCAGCGAACAGGCAGCACCCCGGGCCAAGCUCAGUCAGCAGGACAGCCCUCCCAGCCUCCUACCAAGCACAAAGCCGGGGGAGAGAAGCCAGAGAAAGGUGACAAGCAGCAGAAAAGACCCCAGACGCCCUUCCAUCAUCGCAGUCUGACCAGCGACGAUGCUUCAAUAGAGACAGAGACAACAGCUGGCCAAAGGUUGUCCAUGAGGGGUCAGGAUGGAGGAAGAUUCACUAGUAUACGCUCUGCAGACGUGUCUGCCAUCCAAAAAGCCCCCCAGCUUCACAGCGGGGUGGUAAGCGCUGGGCCAUCGGAACAAGCCAACUCCCCCCAACCUCCACCACUUAGCCCCCACCCCUGCGAGCGAAGCGAAGAGUCAGGGGAGGGCAUGAAGAACCCUUCAACCCCAAACAGCCAACACUUUUACCAGCCACCCCCAGAGCCCUGCCUGGUCGGGGUGAAGGGUGGCGGCGAGGAGCCAGAGGCUCUUAAUCAGCACUUCCACUCCCAUCACCCCCACUCCCACCCUGGAGGUUCGACAUACUCCGAGCCUCCUGAGCCCACCGUGUACGUGGGCGCAGCGGUCAACUUGGAGGAGGACAGCUCCCACGCACCAUGGAGGUUAUUCAACCUACCCCGAAGGAAAGAAGCCGAGCUGCCCACGCCACUGCUGCCGGGGGACAAGUUGAGGGACGAGGCCUCGGCGUCACAGGACAACCUGGUGUCGGUCACAGAGGUGAUGUCUACAUCUAAAUGGCCGCUGAAGGUGUCUGAAGAACGCGUUCAGAUGUAUCGAGCCAGGAGGAACCAGUACCUAUCUGCUGCCAUAACGGACGGCGAUCACGAGCCGGAGGUGGACCCCUACGCCUUUGAGGAAGGAGACGUCAAAUUCACAUUCUCCAACAAGAAGGAUAAGGCAGGCGGGGAGCGUGAGCCAGGCAAGAAACAUAAGGGUGAAGAUGGAGGAGCAGGCCCAUCAGAUGAUGCUCAGCGGGCAGCUGCACACAACCGCAUGGCCUCCACGAGCCUGAUCCACGAGACCGACCUGGCGGUGUCCAUCAACGACCUGGACAACCUCUUCAACUCGGACGAGGAUGAUCUGGCGGCGCCUGGUUCCAGGCGACCUGUGAAUGGAACUGAUGAGAAAUUCGGCGGCAAGGAACCGAAGCAAUCCACUUUGGACCCCGUAUCCUGCAUUAGUUCAGCAGACCUGCACCAGAUGUUUCCCACGCCUCCCUCCCUAGAGCAGCACAUCAUGGGCUACUCACCCAUGAACAUGUGCAGCAAGGAGUACGGCAGCAUGGAGGCCAACCCAGGCAUGACCACGCUGGACGGCACCUCGUCUCUCGGAGGCCACUUCAAGAUCGAGGUGGAGGAGAGCUUCUGCAGCCCCAAGCCUUCUGAGAUCAAGGACUAUUCAUUUGUGUACAAGCCAGAGCUGUGCCAGGCGUUCGUAGGCUGCUCCAUGUUCGCCCCCCUGAAGACGUUGCCCAGCCAGUGUCUCCCGCCUAUUAAAAUACCAGAGGACUGCAUCUACAGACCAAGCUGGACCAUGGGCAGAGAGAUGCUCAACCCCGUGCCUGUCAUGACCUUCCUCAACAAAGACAGUAACAUCCCCAGUGUGGGCAGCACCAUGGACCAGGACUACAGCCAGACCUACACCCCUCAGACCCACACGCCCUUCAUGUCAAACAGCGCUCCACCAAGUAACGGUGGCGCUGGCAUCCUACCUUCACCCGCCACCCCACGUUUCUCUGCACCCACCCCACGUACGCCACGCACACCGCGCACACCUCGAGGCCCCUCCAGCGUCCAGGGCUCGCUCAAGUAUGAGAAUUCGGACCUGUACUCGCCAGCGUCUACUCCCUCCACCUGCCGACCGCUCAACUCAGUAGAGCCGGCUACCGUACCCUCCAUCCCCGAGGCCCACAGCCUCUACGUCACCCUCAUCCUCUCCGAGUCGGUCAUGAACCUCUUCAAGGACUGCAACUUUGACAGCUGCUGUAUCUGCGUAUGUAACAUGAAUAUAAAAGGAGCUGAUGUGGGCGUGUACCUAAGCGACCCCGUCAGCGAGGCCCAGGAAGCCUGCAGCUGCGGCUUCAGCGCCGUGGUCAACCGACGUUACGGCAACGGCUCGGGUCUCUUCCUGGAGGAUGAGUUGGAUAUCAUCGGCCGCGGCUCGGAUGUCAGCAGAGAGGCAGAAAAACGAUUUGAGGAGCUGCGGCUUUCCUCCCUGGAGAGGACUGGGGUUGGGAGGGGCGACCGAGUUCCAGAUGAGCUUAUUCUCCUCUUGCAGGACCAGUGUACCAACCCUUUUUCUCCCAUUUCAACCCUGGAGCAUGACAUCGUGACACGGGGACCGAGCGGGGCUCCUGUACCGCCCUGUGUGAGGGUGGAGGAGAGGGACUACCACAGCGACUGCUACAUGGCCCUGGAGCACGGCAGGCAGUUCAUGGACAACAUGUCAGGCGGCAAGGUGGACGAGGCACUUGUUAAAAGCACCUGCCUGCACCACUGGUCCAAACAAAACGCAGUGGACGUGAGUGCGCUGUGCUCUCAGGACGUGCUGCGGGUGCUGAUGUCCCUCCAGCCCGUACUCCAGGACGCAAUCCAGAAGAAGAGGACAGUAAGGUCGUGGGGCGUUCAGGGUCCCCUCACCUGGCAGCAGUUCCACAAGAUGGCUGGACGGGGCUCUUAUGGCACAGACGAGUCCCCAGAGCCCCUGCCCAUUCCCACCUUCCUGGUGGGUUAUGAGUACGACUUUGUGGUGCUGUCUCCGUUCGGUCUGCCGUACUGGGAGAAACUCUUGCUGGAUCCCUUCGGCUCCCAGCGGGACAUCGGGUACCUGGUGGUUUGUCCUGACAACGAAGCCCUGCUCAGCGGUGCCAAGAGCUUCUUCCGAGACCUCACCGCUGUCUACGAGUCAUGUCGACUUGGCCAGCACCGGCCCAUUUCCAAAGGCUACCCCGAUGGCAUAGUACUCGUUGGCGGCAGUGGAGCCAAGAACCUCAUGGAUCAGCCAGUCAGCGACUGGUUCCUCAAGGCUGCCAGCGGCAACAGCGACGCCUUCACUAAGCUCAAACUCUAUGCACAAGUGUGCCGCCACAACCUCGCUCCAUACCUCGCAUCACAGCCAUUGGACAGUUCCCUCCUCACACAACCCAGUCCCCCGCCUUCGUCCAGCCAGUCAUCAUCCACACAACUGCCUAACUCCACCUCCAGCUCAGUCAGCCAGCAGGGAUCAGUGAACGCUGCGGGCUCCUCCAUCCCCAACAACAGCAGCAGCAGCAACAGUGGGUCUGCAAAUGGCUCUGCGUCAUCCAACAGCCUGGUGACAUCCUCAGGCCAGCCUGGCAGCGGCAUGCCUCCUGCCAAGCCAAACUCUUUUCCCCACUUUGGGAACAUGGGGAGCCAGAGCCAGGGAGGGCCCCAGAGUGGACAGCUGGGACAGCAGGCUGGUACCCAGAAUACUGGCACCUCAGGGGACAACUCCAACAGCCAGGCCCAGGGGCCCACAGAGCCUCCUGAAAGCACUUUGGAACGAGAGAAGGUAGGCGUGCCCACGGACGGGGAGUCCCACGCCAUCACGUACCCGCCUGCCAUCGUUGUUUACAUCGUGGACCCCUUUAGCUACAAGGAGGCCGACAGUGGCCCCGGGCCAGUGCCUGCCCACUCCAGUGUGUGGACGCUGGGUUUGCUACGCUGCUAUCUUGAGAUGCUUCAGUUCCUGCCCCCACACAUCCGCAAUUCUAUAUCUGUACAGAUCGUCCCCUGCCAGUACCUGCUUCAGCCAGUACGAGGAGAAGACCGUCACAUCUACGCCCAGCACCUCAAGUCUCUAGCCUUCUCCGUCUUUGCUCAGUGCAGACGGCCGCUGCCCACCUCCACCAACGUCAAGUCGUUGACAGGCUUCGGCCCGGGCUUGGCCAUUGACACUGCACUGAAGAGUCCGGAGCGGCCGGAGUGUCUACGUCUGUAUACACCUCCGUUCAUCCUAGCGCCGGUGAAGGACAAGCAGACGGAGCUCGGGGAGACAUUCGGGGAGGCAUCGCAGAAAUACAACGUGCUGUUUGUCGGAUACUGUCUGUCCCACGACCAACGCUGGCUCCUGGCUACGUGCACUGACCUGUAUGGGGAACUCCUGGAGACCUGCAUCAUCAACAUAGAUGUACCCAACAGGGCACGGAGGAAAAAGGGCUCCGUUCGGCGGCUCGGCCUGCAGAAGCUGUGGGAUUGGUGCUUGGGACUGGUGCAGAUGACAUCAGUCCCCUGGAGGGUGGUGAUUGGCAGACUGGGAAGGAUAGGACACGGAGAGUUAAAAGACUGGAGUAUUCUGCUGAGCAGGAGAAACCUCCAGUCACUGAGUCGUCGUCUUAAGGAAAUGUGUCGAAUGUGUGGCAUCUCCGCCUCGGAUACUCCCAGCAUCCUCAGCGUGUGCUUGGUUGCCAUGGAGCCCCAGGGAUCCUUUAUCAUCAUGCCAGACUCCGUGUCAACCGGCUCAGUAUUUGGCCGCAGCACCACCUUGAACAUGCAGACGUCCCAGCUGAGCACACCACAGGACACCUCCUGCACCCACAUCCUGGUCUUCCCCACCUCCGCCUUCGUCCAGGUGGCCAGCUCCAAUUACACCAACAUCGACCCCAACAUCGACAUUCUCAACGCCACCACUGAUGGGUCUGACGCUAUCGGGAUCUUUGACCUGCUGGACCAGGAGAACGAGUUGGUGGACCCAGACAUCAUCAACAUCUCGCCCACCACGUCACCGGUACACUCCCCUGGCUCUCAUUACCACCACGGAGGUGAUGGCAGUAAGGGACAGAGUACGGACCGCAUGGAGUCUCAUGAAGAGGUUCCUAACCUCCUGCAGCAGCCCUUGGCCCUCGGCUACUUCGUCUCAACGGCUAAAGCUGGUCCACUACCCGACUGGUUCUGGUCGGCCUGUCCUCAGGCUCAGAACCAGUGUCCACUCUUCCUCAAGGCCUCUUUGCACCUCCAUGUGUCUUCAGUGCAAUCAGAUGAACUACUGCACAGCAAACACUCCCACCCCCUAGACUCCAAUCAGACCUCAGAUGUACUCAGAUUUGUGCUGGAGCAGUACAACGCCCUCUCCUGGCUGACGUGUGAUCCGGCUACACAGGACAGACGAUCAUGUCUACCCAUUCAUUUUGUGGUGCUCAACCAGAUGUACAACUUCAUCAUGAACAUGUUGUAACCAAGAUUUACAGGGAGGGGUGUGUAGGGGAAGGGAGGCAUCUUUAGAGAAGAGGAAAAGUUGAAAACUUCCCGCCCUCCCCCCCCCACAAAAAAAAGACUGAAGAAAACUGCAAGAACCACACCAGACUACGGAGCUGGAUCCUGCACCGCGAUGGGAUUUUUAGACGGCUGUUCUAAGCUGAGAUGGGUCCUGUCCACCGUGGCUGUUACUGUUUGAGACAGUCCUGUCCCCUGUGAUUCAGAGACAUACGCAUAGAGACAAGGGAAUAAAGAAGAGGGGGGAAACCAGAAGUUGAAUCGCAAUUUAAUGAACGUGAUAGAAUGACAGAUUGGUUGUCAUGGUAUGUAGCAUGGCAGCACAGUCACUGGCCAGUCUGUAUUGGAGAGACAACUCUAUCUGCAAAGUUAUUGGAAGAAAAGGGACAUAUUUGAUCAAGGAAAAAAACUCAAGAAUGGAUCUUUGGUUUUAAAACCUGAAAUUCCUUUUUAUUCCUUUGGAUGAAAUAGUAUCCAAAUGAAAUGCCUGCAUCUAUCUUAUUUAUUGUAAGUUUUUAAAUGUAUAAUUUGUCUUAUUUCUUAACCUCUUUUUAUAUAUAAAAAAUGGAGAAGGUUUAUAUCACCUUCCUGCUUUAAAGCAAUUGGUCUAAGAUAUAUGUAAUCGUCUUAAUUAAAAAAACAACCAGGAAAAAAAAAUCCCAUAAAAAUUAAAUAAAAGUCCCAGUAGGUUGCUUUUAGAGUAUUAUUUUUUGUAAUGGAGACAGAAUAUUUGUAUUGUCACAAUGUACAGAAGAAUUAGAGUGGAGAAUUAUGUUCCAUGCCUUUGAGCAUGAAGGACUUACAGCAAAGCUGUAGCUACAGAGGACUUGUACAGCAAUGAACUUCACUGUGUUCAAAUAAAGAGGUACAUUGUUGUAUAUAGUAUUUUAUACCACACAUUUAGACACAAAAACCAAACGGCAAUAUAUAUAAAUAAUUAUAUAUGAAUGCCAUGCCAGCAGUUGGUGGUGUGGCUUCUGUUUUAGGAAUAAAGUGCGUCAACUUA